Otolemur garnettii (small-eared galago) is the source of this 1887-nucleotide messenger RNA. RefSeq names its product JunD proto-oncogene, AP-1 transcription factor subunit (gene JUND). Gene Ontology annotation, molecular function: transcription factor binding; DNA-binding transcription factor activity, RNA polymerase II-specific; RNA polymerase II cis-regulatory region sequence-specific DNA binding. Gene Ontology annotation, cellular component: transcription regulator complex. The record is from RefSeq and is a predicted model, not a curated record. Lineage: Eukaryota; Metazoa; Chordata; Mammalia; Primates; Galagidae. The transcript has a single exon. The coding region runs from base 170 to 1207 and encodes 345 amino acids. Gene Ontology annotation, biological process: regulation of cell cycle; regulation of cell population proliferation; regulation of transcription by RNA polymerase II.
AUAAGGGGGCGCACGAGCGGUGCGGCGUAGGAGCCGCCGCCAGCAGAGGGCCGGGCGCAGCGGCCGCGGCCUGGGCGGGCGCAGGGCCGAGCGGACGGGGGGGGAGCGCGGGCCCCCCGGGAGGCCGCGGCCACUCCCCCCCGGGCCGGCGCGGCGGGGGAGGCGGAGGAUGGAAACACCCUUCUACGGCGAUGAGGCGCUGAGCGGCCUGGGCGGCGGCGGCGGCAGUAGCAACGGCGGCAGCUUCCCGUCCCCCGGCCGCCUGUUCCCCGGGGCGCCCCCGACGGCGGCGGCCGGCAACAUGAUGAAGAAGGACGCGCUGACGCUGAGCCUGAGCGAGCAGGUGGCGGCGGCGCUAAAGCCUGCGGCCGCACCACCCCCAGCCCCCUUGCGCACCGACGGCGCCCCCAGCACUGCACCCCCCGACGGCCUGCUCGCCUCCCCCGACCUGGGGCUACUUAAGCUUGCCUCCCCCGAGCUGGAGCGCCUCAUCAUCCAGUCCAACGGGCUGGUCACCACCACGCCGACGAGCACUCAGUUCCUCUACCCCAAAGUGGCGGCCAGCGAGGAGCAGGAGUUCGCCGAGGGCUUCGUCAAGGCCCUGGAGGAUUUGCACAAGCAGAACCAGCUUGGCGCGGGCGCGGCCGCCGCCGCCGCCGCCGGGGGGCCCUCAGGGACAGCCACGGGAUCCGCGCCCCCCGGUGAGCUGACCCCAGCGGCCGCAGCGCCCGAGGCGCCCGUCUACGCGAACCUAAGCAGCUACGCGGGCGGCUCCGGGGGCGCUGGGGGCGCUGCAACGGUCGCCUUCGCUGCGGAACCCGUGCCAUUUCCCCCGCCGCCGCCCCCGGGCGCGCUGGGGCCGCCGCGCCUUGCCGCGCUCAAGGAUGAGCCACAGACGGUGCCCGACGUGCCGAGCUUCGGCGAGAGCCCGCCGCUGUCGCCCAUCGACAUGGACACGCAGGAGCGCAUCAAGGCGGAGCGCAAGCGGCUGCGCAACCGUAUCGCCGCCUCCAAGUGCCGCAAGCGCAAGCUGGAGCGCAUCUCGCGCCUUGAAGAGAAGGUCAAGACCCUCAAGAGCCAGAACACGGAGCUGGCGUCCACAGCGAGCCUCCUGCGUGAGCAGGUGGCGCAGCUCAAGCAGAAAGUCCUCAGCCACGUCAACAGCGGCUGCCAGCUGCUGCCCCAGCACCAGGUGCCCGCGUACUGAGCCCGAGCGCGGGGCGCAUGCGCGGCCACCCUCCCCGAGGGGCGGGCUCGUGGGGGGGAGUGUCGUGGGCGCCCCAGACUUGGAAAGGGUGCGGCCCCUGGGACCCCCCUAUUUGGGUGCCCAGGACUCGGAGAGGGCGCGGCCCCUGGGGAUUUUCCUCCUAAGGGUGCCCAGGACUCGUAGAGGGCGCCCCGGACUCGACAAGCUGGACCCCCUGCUCCCGGGGGGGCGAGCGCAAGACCCCACCAGCCUUCGCGCUGCCUCUGUCCCCUGUGCUCGCGGUCGCCCCAUGUUGCACAAACCCGCGUGCCCCGGCUGCCCCUUUGUAUACACUGCCGCAGAAGGGGGUUCGGAGGGGCGCAGCCUCAAGCCCUGCGUUUCCUUUCCUUUCCUUUUUAUUGCCUUUGGAAGAAAGAAGAACAGAGUGUUCGAUUCUGCCCUAUUUAUGUUUCUAUUCGGGAACAAACGUUGGUUGUGUGAGUGUGUGUUUUCUUGUGUUGGUUUUUUAAAGAAAUGGGAAGAAGAAAAAAAUACUCCACCCCUUUCCUCGCUCUCGCUCCUCCGCUUCCGUCCUCCCCCUCCUUUUUGUUCUGUCUUUUUGUUUUGCUACGAGUCCACAUUCCUGUUUGUAAUCCUUAGUUCGCCAGGUUUUCUGUUUUCAGUAAAGUCUGGUUACGCCA